Molecule: messenger RNA, 4046 nt
Organism: Branchiostoma belcheri (Belcher's lancelet)
Lineage: Eukaryota; Metazoa; Chordata; Leptocardii; Amphioxiformes; Branchiostomatidae
Exons: 4
Coding region: 91-3147 (1018 amino acids)
Molecular function (GO): [protein-PII] uridylyltransferase activity; protein binding
Source: RefSeq, a predicted model, not a curated record
CCUGUGCCUGUACAAGUCAGGCGAAUAAAGCUAGCAGUAAGACGGUAAAGACAAGGAGUUUUAGAGACAUUUUUGGAGCAGAAAGUCACCAUGCUGCGGGUGUGUGAGAAACUCCGUGAGGCGGACGAGAAGGGCAAGAGGUACGGACUAGCCCGGGCGGAGACAGAUUACCUCCGUGCCCUGGUGGACGCCAUGGCCGACACGGACAGGCUGGCGGAAGUGGAGCUGCUCAAAACUCUGGGCGACGUGAACGUGCAGAAGGGAAGACUCGGGAAGAACGUGGGCAGGUUUAACACAGCCUUGGCACUUUAUCUGGCUGCUAUGGUACGGUGUUAUCAUGAAGAACAGGCAGAUGGUAUAGAACACCGCUACCACUACACGGAGAGGCUUUUACAAGGGGUGUCGUCACAGGGCAAGGAAAUGCCAACUGAAGACAAGGAGACGACUACGCCUGCAAAGGUAGCGGAAAAGUUUCAAGAUCUGGACAAGAGACGGGCUACCGGAGGUAACACCGACUCUUUGCUGGUUGGAUACGCACAGGUGAUGGUAGAGGCGAUAGUAAACGACGAUAACAUGUUAGAAACAGAAGCGAUCAAGAGUCUGGGUGACGUGUACCUGAAAAGAGGAACAGAAACUGGAGACACUAGAAACUUGACCAGAGCUACUGCUCUGUACAACAGGGCACUGGCGCGGUGUCAUUACGUUCAUGGAACAAUUGUUAUUGUUCACCGCUUACUGCACACCGCAAAAAUCAGACAAGACAUCACCACAACAAGAAACAAGAGGGCAAAACGGACACAAAAACAAGACGUGAGAGGACGGAAGGACCCGUUCUCUCCCUUCUCAGCUGCGCCCUCUAGCGACGGGACUACCAGUCAAGUUGACGACAUAUCCUACCGCAGGUACAUGCAGACGGCAGACCGUGACUUGAGAAAUGGAGACCUGGAAGCAGCAGAGAUAAAACUGGCAGCCGCCCUGAAGCUGGUUCACGAUCGAAGUAAAUCUAUCACGACUAAAGAAGCCGACUGUCUGUGCAGGUUGGGUGACGUCUAUGUCGAGCGAGGCAAGCGGACAGGAGAAGGUAGGAAAUUCACACAGGCGGCAGCUCUGUAUAACGCCUCCAUGGCACGGUCAAAGAGGGACAAACAAAACUUGCUAUCAAAACUGCAAGAAACAGAAAGGCAGUUUCUUAUUAACACAUGUAACCUAGACUGUGAACCGUGUCCGUAUAGCAGCACGCUAGAUCACAUAAAGGAACUGGACAACAUACGCGCACGUGCAAAAUAUCAGCUGGAAACAAUUCAUCAGGAACACAACCCUUACCAGUAUGAUGAAGAUGAUCCUGUCGUGAGACAGGUAGAGAUCAAACGAGCCGAAGCGAUCAAGAACUUGUUUAAGAGCAUCACAGUUGGAAGACGGGAGUUCACCCAACUACUGACAGAUAAAUGCAUCGCAAAACUCGGACCUCCUCCCUGUAAGUACGCUUUCAUCGGGUUGGGGUCACAAGCCACAGAACUGGUUACGCCGUACUCCGACCUGGAGUUCGCCAUUCUGAUUGAGGAGGGAAAGGAUGGUGAUGAUACACGGAGGUACUUCCUAAAUCUCACACACUGCUUACAUCUAAAAGUCAUCAACCUUGGGGAAACCAUCCUCCCAGCCAUGGCCAUCCCGUCACUCAAUGACUUUCUCUCAGAAGACCCAGAGAAAGACUGGUUCUACGACUCCGUCACUCCUCGCGGCUUCGCUUUUGACGGCUUCAUGCCAUGGGCUUCUAAGACUCCAUUUGGAAGAGACAAAACCAAAAGCAAACCUCAAGUUAGUCUCAUCCAGACUCCUGCCAAGUUGGCCAAGUAUCAGAAUAUCAGAAUCGCCCUGGCGGAAGGUUAUCACCUGUCAGACAUCCUCAGACGGGUGACUUACUUAACGGGCGACGAGUCUUUGGUAGAUGAGUAUACAAGCAUUGUCAACAAAAGCGUAGACCGUUCCCCUGUUCUGUCACGGUUGUCAGCAAUGCUAAUACUGGAGGAUAACAUUCGGGAAAUAAAAAACGUUGAACCAACUGGACAACUUCUUGAUGUCAAGAAAGAAAUAUACCGUUUUCCCAGCGUGGCCGUUGAUGUGUUGAGUAUUUGCUGUGGUAUCACGAUCCCCAGUGUGUGGGGAAUGAUAGAAGAGUUACACAAGACACAGCGGAUCAGUCACGAAGAUGCCCACCACUUGACUGUACUGAUCAGCAUCUCAGCGGAGCUACGGUUAAGGACGUACAUUGCCAAUGUAGGACAGAAGGACAGAUUGUCUCCUCUCACGGAGAUGAAAAUCGAACUGGACAAACAUGGCGUAGAUGACACCUUCGUUGAGUCAGUUUUCCACAUACCAAACUGUAAAAUGUUGUUCAGGUACUACUAUACAGCCUUUCCAUUAAAAAGAUGCAUUAUGGAUACAGUUGAAAAGGAUAAUCAAACAACAAAGAUAUUCCCAACUGCCAUCUUUGACAACUCAGCUCAAACCAGGGGGCAAAUAACACAACAGCUGUUGCAGUUAGAUGCAUCCCUACUUCACUUUGAGGCAGCACUGAAAGAGGCGGAUGAUGACAAGGAAAAGCAGUUUAACAUACUUUUCGCGUUAGGCAGUGUCUCGCACAGUCGCGGUGACUAUGAGAUAGCAAUCAGCUACUACAAACGGGCACUUAGCACUGGAAAUACUAUUUAUGCAGGCAACGAAAUGCGUUCUGUAUUUUCCUCGUUACUUGGAAACAUUGGGACAUGUUGGAGCGGCCUUGGCGAUCAGAGGAAAGCUAUCAGUUAUUACGAAGAAUCAUUGAAGAUUGAUAAAACUAUCUAUGGUGAAACAACGCCACAUCCUGACAUUGCUUCAUCACUAAACAACAUUGGAAACUGUUGGAGUCGCCUUGGUGAUCAGAGGAAAUCUAUCAGUUAUCACGAACUGUCACUGAAGAUGUUUGAAGCUAUCUAUGGUGAAACAACGCCACAUCCCGACAUUGCUUCAUCACUAAACAACAUUGGGAACUGUUGGAAUGAGCUCGGUGAUCAGCGAAAAGCUAUCAGUUAUUACGAACAGUCACUUAAGAUGGAGAAAGCAAUCUAUGGCGAAACAACGCCACAUCCGGGCAUUGCUUCCUCACUAUAGAACAUUGGAAGCUAUUGGAGUCGCCUGGGUGAUCAGAGAAAAGCUAUCAGUUAUUGCGAACAGUCACUUAAGAUGGAGAAAGCUAUCUAUGGUGAAACAACGCCACAUCCCGACAUUGCUUCCUCACUAAACAGCAUUGGAAGCUGUUGGAGUCGCCUUGGUGAUCAGAGAAAAGCUAUCAGUUAUUACGAACAGUCACUGAAGAUGAGGAAAGCAAUCUAUGGCGAAACAACGCCACAUCCUGACAUUGCUUCCUUACUAAACAACAUUGGAGGCUAUUGGAGUUGCUUUGGUGAUCAGAAAAAAGCUAUCGGUUUUUACGAACAGUCACUGAAGAUGUGGAAAUUUAUCUAUGGCGAAACAACACAACACCCCCACAUUGCUUCAUCACUAAACAACAUCGGGAGAUGUUGGAGUGAACUUGGUGAUCAGAGAAAAGCUAUCAGUUAUCACGAACUGUCACUGCAAAUAAGGAAAGCUAUCUUUGGCGAAACAUCGCCACAUCCGGGCAUUGCUUCAUCACUAAACAACAUUGGGAGCUGUUGGAAUAAGCUUGGUGAUCAGAGAAAAGCUAUCAGUUAUUACGAACAGUCACUUAAGAUGGAGAAAGCUAUCUUUGGUGAAACAACGCCACAUCCUAAAAUUGCUUCCUCACUAAACAACAUUGGAGGCUGUUGGAGUCGCCUCGCUGAUGAGAGAAAAGCUAUCAAUUAUUACGAACUGUCACUGAAGAUGAUGAAAGCAAUAUAUGGCGAAGCAACGCCACAUCCUGACAUUGCUUCAUCAUUCAAUAACAUUGGGAUAUGUUGGCUUCACCUUGGUGAUCAGAGAAAAGCUAUCAGUUAUCACGAACAGUCACUGAAGAUGUGUAAAUUCAUCUAUGGCGAAACAACACCACA